Molecule: messenger RNA, 1797 nt
Organism: Lecanosticta acicola
Lineage: Eukaryota; Fungi; Ascomycota; Dothideomycetes; Mycosphaerellales; Mycosphaerellaceae
Source: the annotation of a GenBank genome assembly
AUGAAGAACAUUUUGAGGGCGGCGUUGGCAGUAUGCUUUCUAGCCGACAGUGUAUUGGCAGAUCCUGUCCCACAUGGCCCUGGUCUUGGCUGGAACGGCUGGCGCCCGUAUGGACCGAACGACCCAGCAAACAACGGCGAGAUCGACUAUGUCGUCGUCGGAGGCGGAGUUGCGGGUCUUGUGAUGGCCGAGCAGCUGUCGAGGAAUCCAAGCGUACAUGUCGUGCUCCUAGAAGCCGGUCCCGACGGAACGAAUGAGCCGAAUAUCAACACGCCGGCAUUUGCUGCCCAAGCGAACGUGAAUACUCGAUAUGUUUGGAACUUCACGUCACAGCCAGACGCCAACCUGGACGGACGGACUCCUGCGUUGCAGCAAGGCCACGUUUGGGGCGGCGGUAGCGCUGUGAAUUAUAUGGCCUAUUCCCGCGGGGCUGCUUCUGUGUUCGACCAGUGGGCCAACAUAUCCGGCAUCGAAAGUCUGCGAUGGAGCAGCCUCUUCAACGAUUUCAAAGCGACUUCGCGUUUCACCAGCGAUCCUCAGAAGUUCAACUCCUACAUCGACGAGAGUGCCUAUGGCAACGGUCCACUGGAAGUCACGGUCGGAGGGUACACCUUCAACUUCAGCCUCAAAUGGGCCGAUGCACUCCAUGAAGUCCUUCGGUUGCCCUUUGUCGACAUGAGCGAUGGCAAGGGUCUAGGCAUCACUUUCGGACCAGCUACGAUCCGGGCUUCGAAUCGAACAAGGGACUACGCCCUAGAAGCUUAUGGGUGGCAAAUGGCCAAUCGACCCAACGUGCAGCUUAUCGACAACGCCUGGGUCAGCAAGAUCGGCUUCUCGGGCAAGCGAGCUACGAAUGUCACGUAUCUCUCGAGCGUCGACGAUACUGUUCAUACAAUUUGCGGGAAAGAGAUCAUCCUCACUGCUGGGGCGAUCAACAGUCCCAAGCUACUCAUGCUGAGCGGCGUCGGACCCAAAGAUCAUCUAGAAUCCAAAGGUAUUCCCGUUAUAGCAGAUAUCCCGGCUAUCGGCUCCAACUUGUACGAUCACCACUUCUCCGUGAUCGAAUACGAGAUGAUUGCGGACGUGGGAACUUCGUGGCAAUUGCAAAAUAACGCCACCUUCGCGACCAUCAACAAGGAAGAGUACGCCAAAGAUGGAGGCGGUUUCCUCGGUGUACCAGGUGGUGGCUAUGCUCUGGAGCGCGUGCCGGAUGCUGUCUUCGAGGCCGUCAACGACACCUUCCACCCUUCCCUCCCCGCCGAUCGUGGACAAUUACUCUACCAGUACGUUCCGGCUCCCUUCCUGCCCAACGCGCCCAACUCGAGCAUCAUCUCUCCCUUUGUUGCUCUCGUGCAGCCCGAAGCGACUGGAUACAUCCGCCUCAACUCCUCCGAUUUCCGCGACGACCCGCUCAUCUACUCCAACUACUACGGCUCUCCCGGCGACAAAGCCGCCAUCCUCUACGGCUACAAGAAACUCCGCCAAGUCAUGCAGAAUCCCUCCGCCGCACAGAGUGUCGUGAGGGAAGUCUUCCCCGGCGCGAAUGUCACGAGUGAUGCGGAUCUCUGGAAGGCGAUCCAGCAGAGUGCUACCACGUUUCAUCACCCUCUGGGUGCCGUGGCGUUGGGCAAAGUCUUGGAUGAGGAAUGGAGGGUUAGGGGAUUGCAGGGGUUGAGGGUUGUGGAUUCGAGUACGUUUCCCACGCCGCCGGUGGCGCAUUUGCAGGCUGUCGUCUAUGCUUAUGCGCAUCACGCGGCGGGAGUUAUUAGAGAAAGGGAUGGGCAUCGGUGGAGAUGA